Molecule: messenger RNA, 1172 nt
Organism: Asterias rubens (European starfish)
Lineage: Eukaryota; Metazoa; Echinodermata; Asteroidea; Forcipulatida; Asteriidae
Product: ficolin-2-like
Exons: 4
Coding region: 1-1146 (381 amino acids)
Source: RefSeq, a predicted model, not a curated record
AUGGAACCAGCUUGUAUGAAAAUGACCCUGUUGGUCUUCCUGGCCGUGUUUGCUAUGAGAGCAAGGUCCCAAACUCAGCAUAGCAUUGGGCCCUACACAACGAGCGAGACUGAGCGAUGUGUGUGCCAGCCACACAUCACAGUCAACCCGCCAGUUUGCGGACGAUCCGUUCCCGUGAACUCCGGUACCGGCGGCUACAACUGUACGACCGUACAGGAACUACUUCGUACAGUAUCAAUAAAUCAAGAAGAUACAACACGUAAAGUAGAUACUGUUUCCUCCGAGCUGACCGAUACUAAACGUAUAGUCGAGGAAUUGCAGGACACAGUCGCAGCAAAUCAGGAGACUGUCUCCUCCGAGCUGACCGAUACUAAACGUAUAGUCGAGGAAUUGCAGGACACAGUCUCAGCGGUCUCCUCGGAGGUCCAGGGUUUAAGACGACAGCUUGAAGAUCUUCAAGUGUCUGUUUCUACCUUGAUUGAACUCCUUCAUGUUAGACUUAACCCUCGAAAGGAUUGUUCCGAGAUUCUUGCAAGGGGUGAAUUGAUCAGUGGCGUGUACCCGGUUCAACCUCUAGACUCCGGUGAAGCUUUCCAGGUAUACUGUGAUAUGGAAACAGACGGUGGUGGAUGGACGGUUUUCCAGCGGCGUCAGGACGGCAGUGUAGAUUUCUAUUUGGACUUUGCCAACUACAGCCGGGGCUUUGGGAAUCUAGAGGGAGAGUUUUGGCUCGGUAACGACAACUUGCACCGUCUGACUGCUCAGGGCGAGUACGAACUCCGCGUAGAUCUCACAAGCCUCGACGACGAUACCGGCUUUGCCUGUUAUGGCUCGUUCAGCAUCGCCGAUGUAAGCGAUAACUACACGCUUACAGUGGGAAAUUACUCGGGAACAGCAGGAGAUAGGUUAUCAUACCACAAUAACCAGGCCUUCUCGACCAAAGACCGAGACAACGAUGCCUUGAGUAGUGGUAACUGUGCUGAGGCAUACCACGGAGCCUGGUGGUACAAUGCCUGCUACCACUCCAAUUUGAACGGGAGAUACUUCAAUGAGGCCUCUACGAACGACGAAGGAAUUAAGUGGGUUGGCUUUUCGGGUAACCGCUCACUCAAAACAACUGAGAUGAAGAUUAGAAGGAAAGUUUAGUCCUUAAUUAAGAUGGACACCAUUAU